Molecule: messenger RNA, 1266 nt
Organism: Aphanomyces invadans
Lineage: Eukaryota; Oomycota; Saprolegniomycetes; Saprolegniales; Verrucalvaceae
Exons: 1
Coding region: 59-1021 (320 amino acids)
Source: RefSeq, a predicted model, not a curated record
GGCCUUUUCGCAUUUCGAGCAACACCAGUCGCAACUUCGUGACCUUCGUCAAGAUCUCAUGGAGGUCGUCGGGAACCCAGAUAUAUGCUUCAAACUCCUCGAGAUGUGCGACGUACACACAGCACAGACGCUAUGCUUUGUGCUGUUGGCUAGCCGCCAGCACCGCGGGUAUGGCGCUCAGCAACAAACGAUGUGGAAAGAACUCACAACCUUACACUUUGGCUGCCUACGAAACUUCGAGCCCAUGUCGCCGUUUUCGGAACUACCUCAAGUGUUUCAGAAUCCACAAUGGCCGGAAUCAUUUGCACUGGAAGCUGACGAACUGUCACAAGCAUGCCGCGAGUUCUUGGAGACGUCGAUGGAGUACGCAUUGUUUGCCAAGUUGAAAGUCUUCUCGGGGGACAUUGGCCGUGUCACGUCGAUCGACAACAAAUCCGUGGAUUGCCUGGUGUUUCCAACGAACUCUUCAUUAAUCAACUUUGGAAUUGGGGCAGCGGGUGCAGUUUUCAACCGAGCUGGUCCCGAAUUGAUGACUCUCGUCCGCAGCCCUCCAUACCACGACAUCCGCCGACGCACCACCGACGCCGUGGUCACGCCGGGAUUUAAUGCAGGGGUCGAUUACUUGAUCCAUUGCGUCGGUCCAUCUUCCCAUCGUCCUGAUUGCGAAGAAAACCUGUACAAGACGUAUCUGAACGCAUUCGCAAGCGCUCGUCGAGUCGGCGCAACCUGCAUCGCCAUCGCGUCCAUCUCGACGGGAUCCCUUGGGUUUCCAACCAAACGAGCAGCAAAGAUUGCAAUGUGUGCCUACCGCGACUUCAUCAAGUGCCAUAGAUGGCAAGCCACGGUCGGCAUCGUGUGCCUCGAACGCAAAGUCCAGGACGCCAUGACCAAUGAGCACGAGCGCAUCUUGCGCCAUUUCAACGAUGGAUGUUUGGCGAUUCCAUAUUCCGCAGAAGAAGAAAUGGCGUACUCAAUCAUCCCUCCGAUGCCACUGGCGCCGACCCAUCCCUUGACGCCGUGAAUACAUGUAUAUUUACCAACGCCUUCUGAAGCCAAGCUCGUUUCUUACUGCUUGAGCUAUCGAAGCGAACACUCAAACCAGAUACGGCAUCUCGUUUAUGCAGCACGGGUUGGAACUUGCGCGUUGGAAAAUGCUGGCAAAGUCGCACCAGAAACGAGUCGCUCGCCCCACCUGGCGAGCGCGCCCUCUGCACGGGCAUCAACGAGCUCUCAUUGUAAAACUCGAUCCUGUUUUUCGUAUGCACA